Messenger RNA from Candida albicans SC5314, 966 nucleotides. RefSeq lists its product as uncharacterized. The transcript has a single exon. Bases 1 to 966 code for a protein of 321 amino acids. The record is from RefSeq and is a predicted model, not a curated record. Gene Ontology annotation, molecular function: alkaline phosphatase activity; phosphoglycolate phosphatase activity. Lineage: Eukaryota; Fungi; Ascomycota; Pichiomycetes; Serinales; Debaryomycetaceae.
AUGACUAUUAAACCUAAUCCUAAACAUAUUUCUUCCAAACAAGAGGCAGAACGUAUUUUAUCAAAGUACGACAAUUUUUUAUUUGAUUGUGAUGGAGUCAUUUGGUUAGAUGAAGAUUUGAUUCCUGGGGUAGAUAAGUUUCUUGAGUGGUUAACGAAAAACAAUAAGAAAUUUGCAUUUGUUAGUAACAAUUCAUCAAAAUCACGUAAUGCAUAUCUUAAGAAAUUUGAAAAUUUAAAUAUUCCCAACAUCACCAAAGAAAUACUUUACCCAACGUGUUACUCUGCAGCCUUAGAAUUACAAAAAUUAAACAUUCCUAAAGGAUCCAAAAUUUGGGUUUUAGGACAUGAAGGAAUUGUUGAUGAAUUACGUGAUAUGGGAUAUUUACCAUUAGGUGGUAAUGAUAAAUUACUAGAUGAAGCUUUUGAUCAUCAAAAUCCUAUUUUGACCGUAGACCCUGAGGUUAAAGCUGUUGUUGUGGGAUCAACCAAGGAAUUCAAUUAUAUGAGAAUUGCCCUGACUUUGCAAUACUUACUACAUGAUCAUAAAUCAUUGCCAUUUAUUGGAUGUAAUAUUGACAGGACCUAUCCAGGACCAAAAGGUUUAAUAUUACCUGCUGGUGGUAGUAUAGUUAACUACAUGUCAUACACUUCAAACAGAGAUUUCAUUAAUGUGGGGAAGCCAAGUAAACAAUUUUUAGAUAUAAUUUUAGAAGAUCAAAAAUUCGAUAGGUCAAAAACUUUAAUGGUAGGAGAUACUUUAUAUACUGACAUUAAAUUUGGUAAUGAUGGGAAUCUUGGUGGUGAUGAGGAAAACGGUGGUACAUUGUUGGUAUUGUCUGGUGGCACCAAAAAGAAAGAUUUAAGCCAUCUUUUGCACAAUCGUCACGAAUGUAAAGAUAGUGAAAGUUUGGUUCCGCUGUACUUUGUUGAAUCUUUAGGUAAGCUCAUAGAUUUGUUGGAGUAA